This is a messenger RNA of Egretta garzetta (little egret), 2670 nucleotides long. It is a transcript of the gene PRKAB2, whose product is annotated as protein kinase AMP-activated non-catalytic subunit beta 2. Lineage: Eukaryota; Metazoa; Chordata; Aves; Pelecaniformes; Ardeidae. The transcript has 8 exons. The record is from RefSeq and is a predicted model, not a curated record. Gene Ontology annotation, biological process: signal transduction. Gene Ontology annotation, cellular component: nucleotide-activated protein kinase complex; cytoplasm; nucleus. Gene Ontology annotation, molecular function: protein kinase binding. The coding region runs from base 1132 to 1956 and encodes 274 amino acids.
CCGCCACCGCCUCGCAGAGCCUCCUCCCAGCCGUGCCUGCUUGGCAUGAGUCUGGGGGAGGGGGACUUUCCCCAGUUUGCCAGCUCAUCCCCUUAACCUUACGGCAACCUCAUGGCUGAGCUGUGGUUCCCUUCUCUGAAAAGAGGGAGGGAGAGUCCAGGGGAAUCAGGCUUCCCCGGGUAAUUCCAGUACCAGGAGGUGUCAGCUGAGCAGGCUGUGGGCAACUGAGGGUGCAGAGAGACCCCAUGUCUCCAAAAUAAACCCUCUCAGCCUGGCCUCCAGUGUUUCCUGGUGCGGGUCACCGGUCAGGCGGGGAAGGCAGCAAGUGUGGCACAUUUCAGGGGGAACUGGUGGAUUUCCCGUGUCACUUUCAGAAGCAAAGUGGGGAGGUGAGGCUGGGUGAAACUGAGGGGGCCCUGUGAUCCAGCAGGUGGGCACCCACCUUACCAUGGCCUGCAGCUGGCAGCAGCUUGCUGUCAGACUGGGAGCAGACGCGUUGAGACACUGCUGAGGUUUGCUUGGGCUUUGGUAUGGGCAGUGUUUCCAUUAGUGACUUGGAUGUACUUGUGUCACACCAUCAGAGCAUGUAUGCUGUGCUACAAGGGCUUGUCUGAAUGCAGGAGGGUUGGAGCUGUGAAAGUUAACUCAGUAAAACCAAGUACCGCAGGCUAUGCUCGAUGUCCCAGAUCAGCAGGGUGCUUGCGUGCACGAUGCAGGAGGUGGGGUGGCCUUGUCUGAGUAUGGUUUUGGAUGCCAUGCACCAGAAAGGAGCCACCGUUUAGAAGAAACUUCAGGAGGUGUUUGGAGAGUGUGACCUGUAAAGGACAGCCAGAGGGACUGGAUUCCUUUCAGAGAAGAGAAAGGGAAGCUUUCACAUCUGUUAACACUUGCACGUAUCUCAGGUCUGUCCUGGUACAAAAGGAUUUUCGGCCUUUCCUACCUUCCUCCCCAUAGAUGAGAAGUAAGGGAGCCUUAGCAGAGAUACUGGGGAAGAAGUUCCUCUGCAGCAGGUCUAGUGGCACAGGGGCAGGUUUCAUGAGGAGCUGGCUGAGCCGCCUCCAGGGCAGAGGGGGACGAUGUGCAAGUGCUGCAGCUCAUCUGACCUGGAUCUUCAGGGGCUGCUGAACUGUCAUGGGGAACACCACCAGUGAGCGAGUGUCUGGGGAGCGCCAUGGCUCCAAGUCCCACCGCUCAGAUGGCUCCGGUGCUCCCCACCCUGCCAAGGAGCACCCGCACAAGAUCAUGGUGGGCAGCACCGAUGACCCCAGUGUUUUCAGCUCCCACGACUCCAAGAUUCCUGGGGACAAGGAGUUUGUGUCAUGGCAGCCAGAUCUGGAGGAGUCAGUGAAACCAUCCCAACAGGCUCGUCCCACUGUCAUCCGCUGGGCUGAUGGAGGCAAAGAAGUCUUCAUCUCUGGAUCUUUCAACAACUGGAGCACCAAGAUCCCGCUCAUCAAGAGCCACAACGACUUUGUCGCUAUCCUGGACCUCCCAGAAGGAGAGCACCAGUACAAAUUUUUUGUGGAUGGCCAGUGGGUCCAUGACCCAUCUGAGCCUGUGGUCACCAGCCAGAUGGGGACGAUUAACAACCUGAUUCACGUCAAAAAGUCUGACUUCGAGGUGUUCGAUGCUUUGAAGGUGGAUUCCCUGGAGAGCUCAGAAACCUCAGGUCGGGACUUAUCAAGCUCACCACCUGGUCCUUACGGCCAAGAGAUGUAUGUAUACCGGCCCGAGGAGCGCUUCAAAUCCCCACCCAUCCUCCCGCCUCACCUCCUCCAGGUCAUCCUCAACAAGGACACCAAUAUCUCGUGUGACCCAGCACUGCUGCCUGAACCCAACCACGUCAUGCUCAAUCACCUCUACGCACUCUCCAUCAAGGAUGGCGUGAUGGUGCUCAGCGCCACGCACCGCUACAAGAAGAAGUACGUCACCACGCUGCUGUACAAACCCAUCUGAGCCAGGGCCUCGCCCGCCCCCCCCACAGGACAUGAAACGCCGCUUUGUCUGCACACACUGGGCCACAGGACUGUGUGAGAACUGGCCACUGGCUCCAGCCUCGAACCUGGCAGGGACACAGGCCCCGACGAUGAGCCCAAGGCUGCUGGGGCCUGUGACACUGUCCCAUCCUACUGGUGUGGUUUGAUUUCACCCUUGGUUUCCGCCCACCUACAGCUCCCCUUGGCUUCUGUGAGCCUCUGGGGCCACUUUGUUUGCUGCUCACCAGAAUAGCCUUUCCUUGCGCCCAAUACGGAAGGGCUUCACCCUACCCGUCUUCUCCAGCCUGCAAGGGCCCUGAGGCAGUCCUGGCACUGCCCCCAGCCCAGGCCUCCAGGAACGUGUCCUACCUGCUGAAGGUUUCUGUGCUGUCCUGGUAAUGAGCCUCCGAGGCCACCGUGAUCCCUAGGGACUCUGGGACACCACAGCCUACACCCGGUCCCGCAGCCCGAAGUGUGGGGCUGCCACCCCUCCUUGUUCUCCCCAGCUUCGGGGAGGGCUCUCAGCUCUGGCUGCAGCCCCAGCCCUCUGCCAGGUUCAGCGUCGAGCCAACGGGAGGGAGGGUACAGCUGGACGCAGCCGCGCUUACCUGCCGCCGGGACAGCACCGUCAAGGACUGAAUGCCUGCCCCGUCCCCAACAUGGAGCGUGUCUGUGGGGCAGGGCUGACCAUCGC